Molecule: messenger RNA, 1581 nt
Organism: Fusarium pseudograminearum CS3096
Lineage: Eukaryota; Fungi; Ascomycota; Sordariomycetes; Hypocreales; Nectriaceae
Exons: 4
Coding region: 1-1581 (526 amino acids)
Source: RefSeq, a predicted model, not a curated record
AUGAAGAUGCUCUAUGACCGUUUUGCGCCGCUCCUUCUUGGCACCUCACAGCUCUUUUUCUCUCGCGUUUCGUUGGCCCAGGAUGCCUCGACGUUGAAAUGGGGUCCUUGUGACUUGGAUCUUCCUGAGAAGUUGCUCAAGCCUGGCGAUUGCGCCACGAUUGAGGUUCCUUUGGACUAUACCAACCCAAGCUCCGACAAGACCGUUGAGCUCCAAUUGCUCCGGUACAACGCUACCAAAGAACCUUUCAAGGGUAGCGUUUUCUGGAACCCAGGUGGUCCUGGAAUCUCCGGUCUCGAGACGCUUGCUUAUCUCGGACAGGACUUUCGCGACAUCCUAGGUGGUCAUCACAACAUCAUCUCAUUCGACCCUCGAGGCACAGGUAGAACCAUCCCAUUUGUGUGUAAUGUAAACACUACAACCACCACAAAGUUUCGUAGGGGCAUCGAGGCUAUGCCCCAGGCUGAUCUCUGGGAAUACGUCAAGAACGAAGCCUGGGAGUCCAUGCAGAAAGUCGCCGAGGCCUGCUACGAGACCCAGAAAGAGAAUGGUCGCUUCCUCAGCACUGCUUUCACUGCACGCGACAUGAUGAGGAUGGUCGAUGCACUUGGAGAAGAUGGAAAAUUGAGAUUUUGGGGUAUCUCUUACGGUACUAUCCUCGGACAAGUUGCUGCGUCCUUGUUCCCUGAUCGCAUUGACCGCCUUCUUCUUGACUCCAACUCUCUUGCAGAUGCGUACUUCACUUCAACCGGUAUUGGAGGCCCCAAGGACGCUGAGAAGUCCUUGGUGCAUCUUUUCACUGAAUGUGUCGAGCUUGAUACUGAUGUUUGUCGACUGGCCAACUAUUCCGGAAGCAAGACUACAGUUGAAGACUUGCGUGACGCGACAGUCGAUCUCUUUCAGAAGCUAAAGGACAUGAAAGACCUUCCAGAAGGUCUUUCAUCUGCCGAUUACCCUUAUGCUGGUAACUCUAUUCUGAAGGCGUUGAAGAAUGCCAUCAUGAACCUUCUUUCCAGUCCUUUUAACUACUCAACCGUGGCGGAGCUCCUCUCAUAUGCAUUCGAUGGAGACUACAAGAAGGCCCUGAGCCUGUACAAAGAGGACGUCUCGGAGUGGAACCUGGGUAAAAACUCGUUCCAAGGAAUUGCAUGCUCUGAGACGUCCCUCCGAGUCAAGUCACCAGAGGAUCUUUUCUCUCUCUACCAGGCGCACCUUGCUGAGAGUACCUUUGGCGAUGCUAUUGCUGCUGACUACAUGGCCUGUGGUGCUUGGAAGUUUGAUGCCGCAGAGGGCGUUGACACAAACACUCUUCGAAACAUCAAGACCAGCUUCCCAGUUUUUGUUGUCAACAAUGCAUACGAUCCCAUCACUUCUCUCAGCCAUGCAUACCAGGUCUCCUCCAGAUUUAGGGAUAGCAGAGUGUUGGUGAAUGAGGGCGUUGGUCAUGGUGUGACAUCGCAUUCGUCCACUUGUCUUCUCAAAGCUAUCUCAUCUUACUUCAUUGAUGGCACCCUCCCCGAGGUUGGCGCGACAUGCAAGCCUGAAGAGGGAGCGUUUGAGUACGCUCUGUCGCGCUCAUGA